Molecule: messenger RNA, 330 nt
Organism: Clonostachys rhizophaga
Lineage: Eukaryota; Fungi; Ascomycota; Sordariomycetes; Hypocreales; Bionectriaceae
Source: the annotation of a GenBank genome assembly
AUGGCGGGUGAGCCGCCAAAAGAGCAGCCAAACGGAGCGAAAGAUAAGGCUCGGACCAAGGAGGCAGACAAUCCCGGCGAGUUCCGCCUUGCUCUGUGGCCGACUGAUGCCCUUGACAAAGAGCUGGCCGGCGAGGGAGACCAAAAUCAGAGCCCACAGAACCAGAGCCAACCAGUUACUCCAGAAGUGAGGCAGAGCAACGUGGCAGAGACGAGCAAGAGUGGCGCACCAUCCGUCAAACUCAGCAUGAACUUGAAUAUUGAUAUGCAACUUAAGGCUAAGAUCAAGGGCAGGGUCGAACUAUCCAUUCUUGGCGGAAAGAAACAGUAA